CAUGGCCCGGUGCUGGAAGGGCAGGGAACAACCGAUGUUGCUAUUUUGAAUAGAUUUUUCUUCCCCCCCCCCAUUUUUAUUUUUGCACAGAGAGUCUCAUGUCUAAUAUUUAGACAUGAUGAGCUUUGUGCAAAAAGUAACUUUGCUCAUUCUUGCCGUGUUUCAACCCUCAGUUAUUUUGGCACAACAAGACGUUGUAGGAUGUACCCAUCUUGGGCAGGCUUAUGCUGACAGGGAUGUUUGGAAACCAGAGCCAUGCCAAAUCUGUGUGUGCGACUCGGGAUCUGUUCUCUGCGAUGACAUCAUCUGUGACGAUCAGGAGCUGGACUGUCCCAACCCAGAGAUCCCCUUUGGAGAGUGCUGUCCAGUUUGUCCACAAACAACACCACAACCUACAAGAACUCCUGGAGUAGUCCACCAAGGCCCCAAAGGAGACCCUGGUUCUCCUGGGGUUCCAGGCAGAAACGGUGCCCCUGGCCCUCCAGGACAGCCAGGGAGUCCUGGAGCUCCCGGCCCCCCUGGGAUCUGCCAGUCGUGUCCCAGUAUAAGCGGAGGCAGUUUUUCUCCACAGUAUGACUCCUAUGAUGUGAAGGCCGGUUCAGCUGGUAUUGGUUACCCACAGCCCAUUACUGGCUUUCCAGGACCCCCUGGCCCCAGUGGCCCCCCUGGCCCACCUGGUCAUGCAGGUCCCCCUGGCUCUGCUGGAUACCAAGGUUCCCCCGGAGAACCAGGACAACCUGGCCCUCCUGGACCUCAAGGUCCUGUUGGAAUGAUAGGCCCAGUUGGUCCACCAGGAAAAGAUGGAGAACCAGGAAGACCAGGCAGAAACGGAGACCGUGGAAUACCUGGAUUACCGGGUCACAAGGGACACCCUGGGAUGCCUGGGAUGCCUGGGAUGAAAGGUCAACGAGGUUUUGAUGGAAAAGAUGGUUCCAAAGGUGACAGUGGUGCUCCUGGACCAAAGGGUGAAACUGGUCUUCCUGGAGCAAAUGGAUCACCGGGCCAACCGGGACCAAGAGGUCCAGCUGGUGAAAGAGGAAGACCUGGGAAUCCUGGCGGCCCCGGUACCCAUGGCAAAGACGGAUCUCCAGGAGCAGCAGGUCCACCUGGUCCCCCAGGUCCCCCUGGAACUGCAGGAUUUCCAGGCUCUCCAGGUUUUAAGGGUGAAGCUGGUCCUCCUGGUCCUGCUGGUUCUAGUGGUAGUCCUGGAGAGAGAGGGGAACCUGGUCCUCAGGGUCAUGCUGGGCCACCCGGGCCUCAGGGCCCUCCUGGAAGAGCUGGAAGCCCUGGCAACAAGGGUGAAAUGGGACCUUCUGGUAUUCCCGGUGCUCCUGGUCUGCCAGGAGGCCGCGGUCUUCCUGGUUCUCCGGGUACAAGUGGAAAUCCUGGAGCAAAAGGCACUCCGGGAGAACCUGGUAAGAAUGGUGCAAAGGGAGAUCCAGGCCCAAAAGGCGAGCGUGGUGAAAAUGGCACCCCAGGUGCUCCUGGACCUCCUGGUGAGGAAGGCAAAAGAGGUGCAAAUGGUGAACCCGGCCAGAAUGGCGUACCUGGUACACCCGGAGAAAGGGGCUCCCCUGGUUUCCGUGGCUUACCCGGUAGCAAUGGACUUCCAGGUGAAAAGGGUCCUGCAGGUGAACGUGGUAGCCCAGGUCCUCCUGGCCCAAGUGGACCUGCAGGAGAGCGUGGACAAGAUGGAGGCCCAGGUCUUCCCGGAAUGAGAGGUUUGCCCGGAAUUCCAGGAAGCCCUGGAAGCGAUGGGAAACCUGGCCCUCCGGGCAACCAGGGUGAAUCUGGUCGUUCUGGUCCACCUGGCCCUGCAGGCCCACGUGGUCAACCAGGUGUAAUGGGUUUCCCUGGUCCUAAGGGCAAUGAGGGUGCACCAGGUAAGAAUGGAGAAAGAGGCCCUGGUGGACCACCUGGAACACCUGGUAUUGCUGGGAAGAAUGGUGAUGUUGGCCUCCCGGGUCCUCCUGGACCUACUGGUGCUUCUGGGGAGAGAGGAGAACCAGGACCAGCAGGUCCACCCGGCCUCCAGGGAUUGCCUGGUGGACCAGGACCAGCUGGAGAGAAUGGAAAGCCUGGAGAACCAGGGCCAAAAGGUGAUAUUGGAGGACCCGGAUUCCCAGGCCCUAAGGGUGAAAAUGGUAUCCCAGGUGAACGUGGUGCACAGGGUCCUCCAGGACCUCCUGGAGCAAGAGGUGGGCCAGGUCCUGCUGGCUCAGAAGGUGCCAAGGGCCCUCCUGGACCCCCUGGUGCCUCUGGAGGCACAGGGCUGCCUGGCUUACAGGGAAUGCCAGGAGAAAGAGGAGCUUCUGGAAGUCCUGGACCAAAAGGCGAUAAGGUAACACACCCAUACACAUCCACACGCACGCUCUGCCAAUUUUAUGCUAACUCAGGUAAUGUAGGUCCCAUCGGUCCUCCUGGUCCUGCUGGCCCACCUGGAGAUAAGGGAGAGACUGGUCCAGCAGGUGCCCCAGGUCCAGUGGGUUCCCGUGGUGGUCCUGGUGAACGAGGAGAACAAGGUCUUCCUGGACCUGCUGGCUUCCCUGGAGCUCCAGGCCAAAAUGGGGAACCUGGUGGGAAAGGAGAAAGAGGCCCACCUGGUCUAAGAGGAGAGGCUGGACCCCCUGGAGCUGCAGGUCCACAAGGUGGUCCUGGUGCACCAGGUCCACCUGGCCCCCAAGGAACAAAAGGAGAACGUGGAUCUCCUGGAGGCCCUGGUGCUGCUGGUUUCCCUGGUGCUCGUGGUCUACCUGGUCCCCCUGGUAACAAUGGUAGUCCAGGUCCCGCUGGUAACGCAGGGCCUGCAGGCAAGGAUGGGCCUCCCGGACCCCCGGGUAGCGCUGGUUCUCCUGGCAGUCCAGGACCUGCUGGAACAAGAGGUGAGCCCGGCCCACCAGGUGAAAAAGGGUCACCAGGCACACGAGGAGAAAGGGGGGCACCAGGAGAACCGGGUCCUCAAGGCAUCGUUGGUGGCCGGGGUAACACAGGUUUGCCAGGUCUGCGUGGCCCAAGCGGUCCACCUGGUAUGGCAGGUGCCAAGGGUGAAGAUGGUAAACCAGGUACCAAUGGUGUCCCAGGAGAACGCGGUGGUCCUGGUCCACAAGGUCCUAUUGGACAAAGAGGCUUACCUGGAGAACCUGGCAGAGACGGUAACCCUGGCUCAGAUGGCUUGCCUGGACGUGAUGGAUCCCCAGGAGGCAAAGGUGACCGUGGUGAAAGUGGCUCUCCUGGCCCUCCGGGACCUCCUGGUCACCCCGGACCUGCAGGUAACAACGGUGCACCUGGAAAAGCUGGUGAAAGAGGAUUUCAGGGUCCACCUGGCCCUCCUGGCUCUGCUGGUCCUGCUGGUGCUCGAGGUCCUGCUGGUCCUCAAGGUCCUCGUGGUGAUAAAGGUGAAACUGGUGAAAGAGGCAGCAAUGGCAUAAAGGGUCAUAGAGGAUUUCCUGGUACCCCCGGUCUCCCUGGUCCUCCAGGUCCCCUGGGUCCACAAGGUGCAAUUGGAAGUCCAGGAGCUUCAGGUGCAAGGGGUCCCCCAGGACCAGCUGGGCCGCCUGGAAAAGAUGGUACAAGUGGCUAUCCAGGUCCAAUUGGUCCUCCUGGCCCUCGCGGUAACAGAGGUGAAAGUGGCCCUGCAGGUCCACCAGGCCAGCCUGGUCUUCCUGGUCCUUCUGGUCCUCCUGGUCCAUGUUGUGGUGUUGGUGGUCCUGUGGGUGAAAAAGGUCCAGCGGGCUAUGGGUAUGAAUAUCGAGAUGAGCCAAAAGAAAAUGAUAUCAAUCUGGGUGACAUCAUAUCUUCAAUGAAAUCAAUUAACAACCAGAUUGAAAACAUCAUUAGUCCUGAUGGGUCACGGAAGAAUCCAGCUCGUAACUGCAGAGAUCUGAAAUUCUGCCAUCCUGAGCUCAAGAGUGGAGAGUACUGGAUUGAUCCUAACCAAGGCUGCAAGAUGGAUGCUAUAAAAGUAUACUGUAAUAUGGAAACUGGUGAGACAUGCCUCAAUGCUAAUCCCAGCACUGUGCCAAGGAAAAACUGGUGGACCAGUGAAAGCAGUGGAAGGAAACACGUUUGGUUUGGAGAAUCUAUGAAUGGAGGCUUCCAGUUCAGCUAUGGAGAUCCUGAGCUUCCAGAGGAUGUCUCGGAAGUUCAGCUGGCCUUCCUCCGCAUCCUCUCAAGCCGUGCCUCCCAGAACAUCACCUACCACUGCAAGAACAGCAUUGCCUACAUGGAUCAAGCCAGUGGAAAUGUUAAAAAAGCUCUGAAACUGAUGAGCUCUAUGGAAAGUGAGAUCAAGGCUGAAGGAAACAGCAAAUUCACAUAUGCUGUUCUGGAAGAUGGCUGUACUAAACACACUGGUGAAUGGGGUAAAACAGUCUUUGAAUACAGAACGCGCAAGACAAUGAGGUUGCCGGUGGUUGAUAUUGCACCCAUAGAUAUUGGUGGUCCUGAUCAGGAAUUUGGCGUGGACAUUGGCCCGGUCUGCUUCUUAUAAAUCAAAGAUCCUGCUCUUUCUGAAACCCCAGCAAACAGAUUCACACUCCAACUGUGCUCCUUUGUUUUAGCCUUGUCAGCUAGUACAGGUGACCAUCUGUAUCCCAGUUAUUUAUUAACAAAAUUUCUGGGGGAAAAAUCAAUUUGAUAUCAAGGGUUAUUUUUUUCGCUAUUACACAAAGUACAGUAAAAAUGCUUUUUUGCUCUAUUUUUUUUACCAAAUUCCAUCUUCAAAACAUGUCUCCGUGGUGCUAUAUACAACUUCAACACUUAAUAAAACAACACUGUGUUCUAUUAGUUGAAUGUUAGCCAAUUUACAAAGCACUGAUUGCUCCCAGUAUCAAAGUUUACCCUUCUUUCUAAGAUACAGUCCAUAAAGCUAGAAAGACCUCCCUGUUUCAACUACCUCAACAUGGACAGAAACUGGGAUGUGUCUGAUGAGUCAAACCAAAAAUCAAUCAAAGAAAUCAAUCAAAACACAUUGGACCCAUUGGUCAAUUCAGUGGAAUAAUUUGGUACAAAAUUGUCUAUUUCUGUACUGAUUAGCUGUGAAAAAGUACAGUGUAUUUUAAGAGUUUAAUACCUUAAUGUCAGUAGUCACCAUAAUUUUAUUGUUGGAUUGUAUUCUGUUAUCAAAGGUGCUUCUCUACUUUCCUGUCAUUGCUGGUCAAGACCACUAAAAUUAGGGAAGUGUAAAAGACUAAUAUGAUGGUGCUAAUGUAUUUUUCACUCCUAACUCUGCAAGUCAGGGUUAUUGACUUGCUAAAAAAAAAAAAAAGUAAAGGAUUUAAAGCAAUUGUAAAUGUCUCCUGUCAAAGAUCGUCAUUGGCAUGUCAUAGUCGAGAACUUUCUCCCUUCACUCUGUAAAAGUCAAUAAAGAUGCAAAAUUGUGAACUACUUCUGUCACGUUAACACAUUUAUAGUGUUGAAGGUUAACCAUCUUUGUAAGCUUUUAUAUGGUUGUUGGUCUAUUCCUUACAGAGACACAUAAUAAAAUAUCUUAAUAAAACUCCUUGUUGUUUCAUAAAA
Molecule: messenger RNA, 5517 nt
Organism: Pygoscelis adeliae (Adelie penguin)
Lineage: Eukaryota; Metazoa; Chordata; Aves; Sphenisciformes; Spheniscidae
Gene: COL3A1
Product: collagen, type III, alpha 1
Exons: 50
Coding region: 116-4489 (1457 amino acids)
Molecular function (GO): extracellular matrix structural constituent; protein binding
Source: RefSeq, a predicted model, not a curated record